UCAUGUUCUCUAAAUUGGUAGCUCUCUGCGCAUUCGCAGCCGUGGCCUCAGCUGGCUUAGUGCCCGCUGGCGUGCACUACUCCCCAGCUGCAGCAGUCUCCUCCCAGAGCAUCGUCCGCCACGACCAGCACCAAGCUAAACUGGCGUACGCUGCUCCCGUCGCCAAGCUCGCCGUCGCCGCUCCCGCUGUGUACCACGCCGCCCCUGCCUCCGUGUACCACGCUGCCCCCGCUGCAGUGUACCAAGCCGCUCCCGCCCCAGUGUACCACGCUGCUCCCGCCCCCGUCGCCUACCACGCCGCUCCCGUGCACUAUGCCGCCCCCGUCGCUAAGGUCCUCGCUCAACCUGAGGAGUUCGCUCACCCCAAAUACGAGUUCUCUUACGCCGUGUCCGACCCCCACACCGGUGACGACAAGCAACAGCAGGAGGUCCGCGACGGCGAUGUCGUGAAGGGCUCCUACUCGUUCCACGAAGCCGACGGCUCCAUCAGGACCGUGGAGUACUCUGCCGACGACCACAGCGGCUUCAACGCGGUCGUGCACAACACCGCGCCCACCGCCGCCCCCGUCGUCUACAAGCAAGCCGCCGCUCCUCUCCUCCUCAAGGCUCCCGUCUACGCCGCUGCUCCUGCUCACCAAUACUACCACUAA
This is a messenger RNA of Zerene cesonia (dogface butterfly), 650 nucleotides long. RefSeq names its product cuticle protein 7-like. Lineage: Eukaryota; Metazoa; Arthropoda; Insecta; Lepidoptera; Pieridae. The transcript has 3 exons. Gene Ontology annotation, cellular component: extracellular matrix. The record is from RefSeq and is a predicted model, not a curated record. The coding region runs from base 3 to 650 and encodes 215 amino acids.